GAAUGCAUAUGACGCUUCUUUAGAGGUUGUAAGAGGUGACCGCAUCCAGCAAUUCACAACAAAAAGCUGAUUAAAGUGUUUAAAUAUAUAUGUAGUUUUCAUCUUUUUACUCCUCCUGUUAGUCUGUUUUGCUUUUAUAAUCAGCUGGGUCCCAUUGAGGGACAAUUUGUCUUCUGAUUGCAGGUCAUAUGGGUCUCCUAUUAAAAAGAAUCAUAAAAAGGUUCAAACGGGGACAGAUUGCAGCACAGAAACACACCCAAACGCAACAAGUUACACAAAUAGAAUUGUUCACUAAAAACAGAAGUACUUGAAGCCCCUCAGGUUAGAAAACAUUCCUCUGCUUUUUGCACACAGACGUGUAUUUGUCAGGUUUAAUCUUUGCUCGUGUAUUUGGUAAUCGAAUCAGUCGCGACCCAGCGAGGUCACAGUAUUUCGCCGAGGUUAAGGCCCGCGCUUGUUCCCAGCCCGUUGAGGAGCAUGUGACCCCGGGGGCCUGCCGGGCUCAAGCCGAGGCAUGUGAGUUUGUUCAGCCGAGUCGUUUUCACGUCGACUGAGCCACAAGCUGCAGCAUCGACUGCCAGUGACGGCGGCUCCUCUCAUCGGCCGCCUGCAGGAUCCUGUUUGAAUAUUCAUCCCUUUAAGAGCCCCCCGUGUACUGGUUUAUUCCUCCCAAUCUAUUUUACAUAAGACUGCUCUGACAAUAGCUCGUGGAAACGAAGACGAGAGUCCCGGUUCAUUCCGUGGAUUUUUGUACAGUAACUUAUGCGGAUGUCCCAGAAUGAAUAUUCUUCAGGCACUUUGGUAAAACGUUGAAGCUUUCUUUUGGGCUUAGCAUGAACGCUCUCCAGAUUGUCCCAGUACGGACGAAUCCCCGCCUCUGCAUUCUACAGAAGCUUGUUAUAAUAACGGUGUCUUGGCCGGCGGUGUGGAGGUGAACCCUCCCUGCCGAUCGGCUGAUCCGAGGCACUGAAAUAUUCUCAGGGCCCAAAAGAAUGCGCUGCUUGCCUGGCUCGGCUGAAGCGUGAACACCGGGGGAGGUGGGGGAGGAAUGUGUGGUUGCUUUCCGAUUGAGUGCGCGUUGAAGUAAAGGGAAGUGAAACAUUUUCUAGAUCGCACAUUGAGGUUUGUCGGAGGAAGGGGUUCGGUUCGAGGUUGUUUGACUUGACUAGACUGCCCAAAACUUUGCUUUUACUCCUUUUCAGAUCCUGUUUGAUGCUUGAGUGCUGGUAACAUGAGAACGCAGUGCUGCAGUUUGUGUUGAGCCUCACGUGCUGCUGUUGCAAAUCCCGGAACACAUCUUCCACCUCAGAACAGAUGGACGCAGUGUUAUUUGUCUCUUGAUUUAUUUAUGCAUUUCAUUAUGUAUUGAUUUGAUUAUUUCAUGAAGGAUACGUGUUUUGAAUUAUUGAGGUGUGUCUGCAGGUGCUGCGCAUUAAAUUAUGCAGAGGCUAAUUUGGCUGGAUUAUUAUGUAGUAAAGUUCGGAUUUCGUUCGGCUCUGGGAAGCAGUAACGAAGGCCUCGUCUGCUUUGGCCGCAUCGACACACACACACACACACACACACACACACACACACACACACACACACACACACACACAGGGAGAGAUCUGAGAAAGUUAGGAAUUGCAUUUUAUUUCUGGAAUGAAGGGACGACUCGUAGAUUUGGUCUUUUUGGGCCUUCGGGGAAAAACGUUCCUCAAAUAUCUUUCGACACUUGACCGUGCGGAUGUGAAUUGAUGUUCCGUGUGAGUGGAGUGCAGUUAUAUCUGUAGAUCCUCAGGAGAGUUUGACAAAUCUUUCAUGGCACUCUUUUAAAGUAAAAUGGAGACGACAGGCUAUUAUUGGAGAUACCUUUCUUCCUCUCCCUGUAUAUGUGGAUUAGUUACGAUUAUUUAAUUUGAUAUCCUUUUCAUGAGCGAAAGGGAGAAAAAGUCCCUCAGAUUUAAAGUGAGCAUUAGUCUUUGAGGAGAACAGAUGUUUCCUAAGAAAACAGCCGCAUACAUUAUGCAUAUACAAUUAUUUCUAUUUUACUGUGUAGCUGAUUUAUCGAGCGGGGUCCCAUUCACAUGGUUAAUAGGUUUAUGAGAUGCCUUUUGUUGUGUUAUUUCCACAAUUAAUAAAGCGAACGCAAACGUAACGCUCGGUGGAAGCGGCCUGUGUAUCAGGCGAACCAUAUUCAUGAACGUGGAAUAAUCCCAAACCGGAUAAAGAGCGGAGGAAGAAUUGUUUAACCUAGAUAGUGAUGCCGCUCAGAGGAAGUUCUACUACUCCGUCACAAAUUGGAUCAGGGUUCACCUGCUAGAACCUCGUACAAUGUGGAUCACACUGCUUUGUCUGCUGGACAAUUUGAGCUAAAAUCAUUAUAAAUACAUUUAAAACUUUACCUCAUGAUGAAUAAACUGCCAAUUGUCUUGAUUUUAUGGAGUGAAUAUGAAUAGUUUCAUCAAUCUAAAAUGUCAGAAUACAAUUGAUAAAUUCCCAUGUUGGUUUCCUGGAGACAUUGGUGGCACACUCGUCUGUUUUGCUUUGUCCAGAUAGAUUUGCAGAAAAUACUUUCAGACAAACGAGCCACACGUUUGAUUUGAAAAAUGUGCUUGAUGAAUGACUUAAACAAUUAAUUGUGAUUAGAAGUGUUGGAGAUGAUGAAGUGGUUACUGGACUCGUUGUUCCAUCCCUGGUGGCCGAGCUUCAGACUUCACUAGCACACAAGUUUCUUGCCGCUGAUGAGUUCUACUUUUUUCUGAGUCUUGGCGGAGAAGAAGCGGCUGUGACAAUCCGGCUGGGUCGCGGAAAUGCAGCAUCCCAAUUUCGAGACCCGCCACCCGCUCCAGACGGACGAGCACCAGGAGACGGGCUUCGACCCGCUCAACAACUUCAACAAGAACCGCAGCAGAGGCUCUCUUGACAGCAGCACUUUCUCACAGUCUCAGUCAACCUUCCUCUCGUACAGGAAAGAAUGGGACGACCUGUUCCUCAACAGUAAUUACCUGGCCAGGAUCCGGCAGGCGGGCAUCAACGGUCGACUGCGGAGCAGCCGCUUCCGGAGCGUGUGCUGGAAGUUGUACCUCGAGGCUCUUCCAGAAGAAAGGAGCCAGUGGAUCAACAAGACCAAAGAGCACCGGGCCCAUUAUGAGAAGAUCAAAGAGACGCACAUCACUAACCCUCGCAAAGCAGGCCAGCAGGACCUAGUUGUCAACAACCCGCUGUCACAGGAUGAGGGGAGCCUGUGGAACAGGUUUUUUCAAGAUAAAGAGCUGAAGGGGAUGAUCAAGCAGGACGUGUUGAGAACGUUCCCAGAGAUCCGUUACUUCCAGGACGACGAUGUGAGGACCAAGCUGACGGACAUUCUCUUCUGUUACGCCAGAGAAAAUGAACAGUUGCUCUAUAAGCAGGGGAUGCACGAGUUACUAGCUCCCAUAGUGUUUGUGCUGCACUGUGACCAUCAGGCCUUCCAGCAUGCCAGCGAGACGGCGAGCCCCAGUGAGGAGAUGAAGUGUCUAUUGAACCCGGAGUAUCUUGAGCACGACGCCUACGCCUUGUUCUCUCACCUGAUGGAGACAGCAGAGCCGUGGUUCUCCAGCUACGAGAGGGAAGUGAGGAAGGGGAAGGACGAGAUGCUGACCAGCAUCCCGUUCGCACGGCCCCAGGACUCGGGGCCCUCUGUUGCCAUAGUAACCAAAGUCAACCGUAUCCAGGACCUGCUGCUGAAGAAGAACGACGUCGAACUCCACAUGCACCUCAACCGACUGGAGAUCGCCCCACAAAUCUAUGGCAUCCGGUGGGUGCGGCUGUUGUUCGGCCGCGAGUUCCCGCUCCAGGACCUGCUGGUGGUGUGGGACGCCCUCUUUGCCGACAGCAUCACCCUGGACUUGGUGGACUACUGCUUUGUGGCCAUGCUGCUCUACAUCCGAGACGCCCUCAUUGCUAGUAACUUCCAGACCUGCCUGGGCCUGUUAAUGCACUACCCUCCGUUAGGAGACAUCAACUCUCUGCUUCAAAAGGCUCUUUUUCUUCGAGAUCCCAAAAACUAUCCACGACCGGUCAACUACCAGUUCCAGCAGAACCUGGAUUACUACAAAACGAGGGGAGCGGACUUGAUGAACAAGACACGCUCUGGUUCCAGUACAAAACCGGCCCCGCUCAACAUCAACAAGGUCUCCAGCAGCCUGCUGAACUUCGGCAGGAAGCUCAUCGCUCCGGCCAUAUCGGGCGGGUCUGCCAGCAUCUCGCCGAUCAACAGCAGCGAGGUGCACUCCUCCUCUUCCUCCUCCUCGUCGACGUCCCCCGCAUCGGCGCCGGCGCCCGCCCUGUCCCACCCGCUGGCCGAGGCCCCGUCGGGCCAGGCCCCCCCGCAGACCCAGAGCCACGCCCAGACUCAGCACUACCGCCUGCUCAAGUCCGAGAGCAUGCCCGUCCACCUCAGCAAAGGUCAAAGCUCCAUGACGGUUAGCUCCUCUCCCAGCAUAGAAAGCCUCCCUGGCGGGCGGCCUCCAUCCGCCGCUUCUCCGCCUCUCCCCCCCUUCAGAGGGGGCGAUGUCAGCACUUCAUCUCCGCCCCUCUCCGCCACCAAGAAAGAGUCGUUCUUCAACAUCACUCGCUCUCGCUCCCACAGCAAGAGCAUGGGCAAGAAGGAGUCGGAGGAGGACCUGGAAGGCCAGGUGUCGUUCCUGCAGGGCCAGAUCAACGAUCUGGAGGCAAUGAGCAAGUACUGUGCCCGGAUGAUGAACGCUCACAUCUGUAAUAUCCAAGAGGUGAUUCUCCAGGAACACCUGCAGAAAGAGGACGAGGUCCUAGUGUCCCUGGCUGGACUCAAACAGAUCAAAGACAUCCUUAAGGGAUCGCUUCGCUUCAACCAAAGCCAGCUGGAGGCCGAGGAGAACGAGGAGAUCGCCAUCGCUGACGAUCACUACACCUCCACAGCAGCCGCUGAAUCGGCUCGGAGCGCCAACAACCUCCGCCGUGACCACCGGCACCACCUGCAGCAAGCAAACAGCAGGCGGAGCCGGGACUCUGAUCUGGACGGGAGGAUUGUGAGCACAGAUGAGAAGGGGGAGGAUCCGCAGGGGGAGGAUCAGCAGCAGCAGCAGCAGGAGGAGGAGGUGGAGGAGGUGGAAGAGCAGCAGGAGAUGGCUCCACCUGAGCAACAGGUGGCGCCUCGCCUCGGCUCCGAGGGAAAGAACUGGGACGACUACAUCCUCGUACAGCCCGCGGCCGAGCGCACCGCUCUAAUCCGACGGGGGCUCGGCCCGGUGCGGACGGAGCCCGAGGGCGCGGCCGGGACCUUCCACGACCCCCUGAUGGCCGGCGCCGCCUCCUCGGGCUCUUCCAGCCCGGACGAGGGCUCCACCCACAGCAAGGACUCAGACUUCACCAUCGUAAACCCGAAUGACCUGUGAAUGCGCCCCCUCCGCUCAACCCCCCCCUCCCAUCGUAUCCCAUCCCCGGGACGUGACUUCAAAUGAGCGGACAUGAGGGCGGGAUCUGCCGUUUUGGGCUGAAAGGUUUUUUUUGUUUUUUUUUAAUUGCACAUUUGAACCGUGGCGCUUCCAGCCGUGAACACCUUCCGUACUCCGUCCCUUUACCCGUGUUCUGUGCCACUCCGGCCCCGUCCCAGCUGACGCCGUAUGCCGCCUCUCAUCUCGCGAACCGUCUCAUGAUAUGUAAUUGUAGCACCCUGCACUACCAGAGAGGGUGCCAGUGAGCUGCUUAGCCUGGCAAAUGAGCGCUCCGUUGGACCUCAAACCUGCAGUUUCUGUACGUGGGGGGGGGGCAUUACUGUAAUCAUUGGGAGUGUGAUGGGCACACCUCUGCCUGUGUCUGUGUACGUUUCUGUCCUUGCAGAGGAAGCUUUCUCCUUUGGUACUCAAAGGAAAGAAUGAUGUCCUUGUGGAGGGCAGCCCCCCCCCCCCUCGCCCCCCCAACCAGUGCCUCUGACCGUUAUUUGUCUCCCAACCAAACAAAAGCUAAGUCUGUGAUCUUAUUCUUUUUGUUAGGUUCCCUUUUUUAAUUUUUAAGAAAUCUUUUUAACCCUUUAGUUUAAUUUCCUUGAUAUAAAUGAUUAAAUGGUGUCUUUUUUUUGUUUUUUUUAAUUGACUCCCCAUGUGGACAUUUUAAUGUUAUAACUGAGUUGUUUUCGUGUCCUGUGGAAACCAUGUAAAGCGGCUCACGCAAAGAAUGUCCCUCCAGCUGCUCACCGUGCAUAAUUUACUCGAGACCAAUAAAACUCAAUUGCUCUUACUACAAACCUG
Molecule: messenger RNA, 6248 nt
Organism: Gasterosteus aculeatus aculeatus (three-spined stickleback)
Lineage: Eukaryota; Metazoa; Chordata; Actinopteri; Perciformes; Gasterosteidae
Source: RefSeq, a predicted model, not a curated record